UGCUCCGUCUCCAAGCUCGGGGCGCGAGUUGACAGGACUGGCGGCUGCGGCUGCGUGGUGCUCGGCUUCAGGGGCCUGCGGGCGGCGACGGCGGACGGGGCGGCGCAGCAGAUGAUGCUACUGCCUGUGGUGAGGGGACCACACUUUGAGAACCAGUGGACUAGAAGCGAGGAGAUCGUGAGGUGCACUAAUGCUGAAGCACUAUGAGCUUUCAGAAGUUCUGGAGAGACUACAAAGUUCUGGUUGUUAUGAUACCUCUAGUUGGGCUCAUACAUUUGGGGUGGCACAGGAUCAAAAGCAGCCCUGUCUUCCAAAUUCCUAAUAAGGAUGACCUUCCUGAGCCAGACAGUCUGGCACCCACAAGUCCUGAGAAGAACCACAUCCCAGGGGAAUAGCAGACUUGAGCGCUUCAG
This is a messenger RNA of Balaenoptera ricei (Rice's whale), 413 nucleotides long. RefSeq lists its product as uncharacterized. The coding region runs from base 204 to 395 and encodes 63 amino acids. The record is from RefSeq and is a predicted model, not a curated record. NCBI's taxonomy places the organism in Eukaryota, Metazoa, Chordata, Mammalia, Artiodactyla, Balaenopteridae. The transcript has 3 exons.